CAAGCUCUUGCAUCAUGAUUGCCAAGACUGUGGCUGCUGUCCUGGUCCUGCUCCUCAUCUCAGCGCUUGGAACACGAGCUGAGGCAGUGCCACGCUCGGCCAUUGAACUCCGGUGCCAGUGCAUAAGCACCCAUUCCAAGUUCAUCCAUCCCAAGUUCAUCCAAAACGUGAACCUCACCCCCAGCGGACCUCACUGCAAGAAUGUUGAAGUCAUAGCUACCCUGAGAGAUGGCAGAGAAGUGUGCCUGGAGCCCACUGCUCCCUGGGUGAAGCUGAUCAUCAAGGCAAUUCUGGACAAGGCCAACAGCAAAUCUGAGACAGUGUCCUAAAACAAAGAAGAAAAAUGUCCUAACUCCUCCACCAAGGCAAAAACAGGGAAGACACUCACCCAGCUUCUGACAGCUCACCUCUUCUCACCUCCUGCAUUCACAUUGUCACAGCGUUCAGAAGAUGUAUUCCCCAGUUUGUAGUUAGUUGACAAGAGUGUUUUUAGUCUUUUAAAUAGGUCUCAUUAUGUAGGAAAGAAACCACUGCCAUGUCAACAAGAAGGCAGAAAAAGUGUCUUGUGAAGGAAUAUGGAGAUGAUUCUGGAAUAAUUUUUGCUAAAAACUGCUGGAACAGUGCAGUGUGUGCCCAGCAGAGCUUUCACUAAAUGACUCCUUCCCUUUUUGCUAACAGUUUAGGAAAAGACCAGCAAUAACCUCCCCUGCAAAGCA
Pseudopodoces humilis (Tibetan ground-tit) is the source of this 716-nucleotide messenger RNA. RefSeq names its product interleukin-8-like. Lineage: Eukaryota; Metazoa; Chordata; Aves; Passeriformes; Paridae. Gene Ontology annotation, cellular component: extracellular region. The record is from RefSeq and is a predicted model, not a curated record. Gene Ontology annotation, molecular function: chemokine activity. Gene Ontology annotation, biological process: immune response; chemotaxis; defense response.